Alosa sapidissima (American shad) is the source of this 1329-nucleotide messenger RNA. RefSeq names its product cell death inducing DFFA like effector b (gene cideb). Gene Ontology annotation, biological process: apoptotic process; regulation of apoptotic process. NCBI's taxonomy places the organism in Eukaryota, Metazoa, Chordata, Actinopteri, Clupeiformes, Clupeidae. The transcript is spliced from 5 exons. The coding region runs from base 190 to 825 and encodes 211 amino acids. The record is from RefSeq and is a predicted model, not a curated record.
UCUUUGUGUUAUCACCCAUGGUUAUCACCCCAGCUCUUCCAAAGUACAAUCAGUACAAUAGUCCAAAAAUCUCUGAUCAGCUUAAAGACAUACUCGCGGUUCAAAAACAAUCUACUUUAAAGAGAAACAGCGUGGAAAAGUAGCAACAGAAAGACUAAAUAACCAAGGAAAGUUCUGACCAACAGAAACAUGGAAACGACAUCAUCACUAUUUAAGUCCGUCUCUCGUAUGGUGUACUCGCCCCCACAGCGGCCAUUCAAGGUGACCACCCAUGACCGGGGAAUUAGGAAGGGCAUCACCGCGACAACGUUGCAGGAGCUGAGGGAGAAGGUGGCAGAGGUGCUGGCGCUGUCCUCUCUCUUCUUGCUAGUGUGUGAGGAGGAUGGAACCGAGGUGGACUCGGAGGAGUUCCUGACCGUCCUGCCGGACAACACCGUGUUCAUGGGCCUAGAGCCUGGGCAGACUUGGACAGCCCACAUUACUCUUCCAAGGAGCAACGGCAUCAAACCAUCCGAGAGCAAACCCAGGAAGGGCCAGGACAUCGCUCGCGUCGUCCUGGACUUCUACCGCCUCAGCCCACAGGAUGUGUUCGGCUCGCUCAGCGUCAUGGCCACGUUCCAAGGCCUGUACUCGGUCGGAGCGGACUUCCAGUUCCUAGGUCCCAAAAAACUUCUGAGGGAGACCCUUCGGAUGGGCUCCAUGCUUCUCCAGGCCGCCGGCCACAUGCUCAUCACGUGUGCCUCCAUGAUGAAGCGAAUCAUUGAGGGCGCCGACCUGAUUCAGAACCAGCGUGAGCCUGUCACCUACAAAGCGCAGUGGAACUGAUGCCCCCCCCCCACCUCCACCACAGGGCAUCAGUCACUGGCACAGCGCCAACAUGAAUCACACACCGUGCCCACCACUGUGUGUGGAUGUAGACACAAUAGGUGGCUUUUUUUUUUUUUUAGUCUGACGCUGUGGGUAAACUUCACAAUCGGUGAUGAAAAAGACUAACAGGCAGGCCCUUUUAUUAUUAUUUCAUUAUAUUAACACUUGCUUAAAAAAAGAGUAAUGUUCUAGAUGUUAGAGAUACUUCUGGGUGUGUUCUUUUUCAAGGUCACCAAUUAAACCCACUAGUAAGCACAACACUAUAUUAUUUUGAUGUAUAGCCCAACAUGCUGCUUGUUGUAUUUAUAAUCAGGUUUCUAAGCUUAUGUAACUAGAUUACUAGAAACUUGUUUUCUUUAAUAUUAGGGUAACAUGAUGACAACAUUCAAAGUUUCAUUUGGAUGCCAAGUCAUGCUAACAUAAAUGAAAAACAUGAAGUAAAAAACUUUUUUUCAACUACAA